Messenger RNA from Sphaerodactylus townsendi, 3923 nucleotides. It is a transcript of the gene PPP2R2C, whose product is annotated as protein phosphatase 2 regulatory subunit Bgamma. The coding region runs from base 163 to 1506 and encodes 447 amino acids. Gene Ontology annotation, molecular function: protein binding; protein phosphatase regulator activity. The transcript is spliced from 9 exons. The record is from RefSeq and is a predicted model, not a curated record. Gene Ontology annotation, cellular component: cytosol; protein phosphatase type 2A complex. Lineage: Eukaryota; Metazoa; Chordata; Lepidosauria; Squamata; Sphaerodactylidae. Gene Ontology annotation, biological process: peptidyl-serine dephosphorylation.
CCCGCCGCCCGCCGCCCGGUGCCCGGCGGCCCAGUCUGCUAGGCGGGUGCGGGUGCGGGUGCGAGGGCGGGUGCGGCGGCAUGGCCGGUGCUCUUGGCGCGACCUCUGCUGAUUCUCGGGCGGCGCGGCGGGCGGGCAUGCGGCUGACCCGCCCCGCUGUCAAUGGGCGAAGACGCGGACCCGCGCAACAUUAACCACGGCUUCCUGCGAGACCAUAAUUAUGUGACUGAAGCUGACAUUAUUUCAACUGCUGAGUUCAACCACACAGGGGACUUACUGGCAACAGGGGACAAAGGCGGUCGAGUUGUUAUAUUCCAAAGGGAGCCAGAGAGCAAAAGUGAACCUUACGGCCAAGGCGAGUACAACGUUUACAGCACUUUCCAGAGUCACGAGCCAGAGUUUGACUAUCUGAAGAGUCUGGAAAUCGAGGAAAAAAUCAACAAGAUCAAGUGGCUGCCGAAGCAGAAUGCGGCCCACGCUUUACUCUCCACAAACGAUAAAACUAUUAAAUUGUGGAAAAUUACCGAACGAGAUAAGAGACCAGAGGGAUACAACUUAAAAGAUGAAGAGGGGAAGCUGAAAGACCUUUCUACAGUGACCUCACUUCAGGUGCCCGUCUUGAAGCCCAUGGAUCUGAUGGUCGAAGUCAGCCCCAGGAGGAUUUUUGCAAAUGGGCACACCUAUCAUGUCAACUCGAUUUCUGUCAACAGUGACUGUGAGACGUACAUGUCAGCUGACGAUCUCCGGAUUAACCUCUGGCACUUGGCGAUUACAGACCGGAGCUUCAACAUUGUAGACAUCAAGCCGGCCAACAUGGAAGAUCUGACUGAAGUCAUCACAGCCUCUGAAUUCCAUCCCCUCCACUGCAAUCUCUUUGUCUACAGCAGCAGCAAAGGCUCUCUCAGGCUCUGCGACAUGCGGGCUUCAGCUCUCUGCGACAAACAUUCCAAACUUUAUGAAGAACCAGAAGACCCCUGCAGCCGAUCCUUUUUCUCCGAAAUUAUUUCUUCUGUGUCAGAUGUCAAAUUCAGCCACAGUGGCCGGUAUAUGUUAGCAAGAGAUUACCUCACUGUCAAAGUUUGGGAUCUGAAUAUGGAAACAAGGCCUAUAGAAACAUAUCAGGUCCACGACUACCUUCGAAGCAAGCUGUGUUCCCUUUACGAAAACGACUGCAUCUUUGACAAAUUUGAAUGUGCCUGGAAUGGGUCUGACAGCGUUAUUAUGACAGGGGCCUACAACAACUUCUUUCGAAUGUUUGACCGGAACACCAAGCGUGAUGUUACUUUGGAGGCCUCACGCGAAAGUAGCAAGCCUAGAGCCGUUCUGAAGCCACGCCGGGUAUGCAUGGGAGGCAAACGACGGAAAGACGACAUCAGCGUUGACAGUUUGGACUUUACCAAGAAGAUCCUGCACACGGCAUGGCACCCGACCGAGAAUAUCAUUGCUAUUGCAGCUACAAACAAUCUGUACAUAUUUCAAGAUAAAAUGAACUCUGACAUGCACUAGGAUGCCUCAGCCUUGGAACAGUUGAAGGGCGUGGCCACCCUUGGGACCCUUUCUUUGGAAGUAAAUGCCAUCGAAUUCACUGGGAUUUAUUCUCAAAUAAAUCAAGGGAAUGGACUCCCCCCUUUAAUGGCCGCUCUUGCCUGUAUAAUGAGCGAGCAAAUGUUUUAAUUUACUGCAGUUACGAUUGCAAAGGGCAUCACUGCAAAUAUGUCCAAAUAAAUUCUUUGUUAAGGAGAGGUUGCUUCUGUUUCACUCAUCCUGGGUUAUUUUGAUUUACCUCGUUUCUGAAAAACCAUUUGCACCUGCAGUAGAGAUUGGGGAAAGAGUGUAACCUUAUAUGUCAGAGAGCAAAUCCAAACAAGGGAUCUGGUUUACUCAGGAAGCAUCUGUGGUCAGAAGACUCCAGUUGUAGUUGUGACUACUGUUAGGUGAGGGGUUCGAUUCUAGCGGCUUCUCCCCUGCCACCGUUUGCCCAGUCGUCCGCCUUCCAAUGCUGCAAGAAUUAUUUUGGGGCACCAGAACAGAUGAUGCAGCUGCAGCUUCCCUGUUGGUGCUGCAGGAAGAGUCCCCUUGGGUGGCAAAGCGGCCAGAGGACUGGAGUGGCUGUGGCUGGUACAAGAUGGUGGAGGCUUCUGAACAUAUAGACCUGCCUUCUGCUGACUUAUUGUACUACCUCUGAAUAGUAGCUGUUUUCCAGAGUCGUAGGCAGAGUCUUCUGCAGCAUCUGAGAUCCUUUUGUUUGAAAUGCCAGGGAGUAAACCUUUUGCGUGUGCAGCAGGGGCUCUACCCGACCACAGCCCUGGCCACCUCCUGGAGGCUUCUGGGCCUCAUGUUUGAGUCAGGCCUGAAUUGCGUCUCCAGCCUAAGUGACAGGGAGCCAGAAUGCUGGCCUCAGCAGCCGUCCAGUCAGACUAGAGUGAAAUUUCCCCCUUCUAAUUGGGUGAGGAUCCAGGCCUGCAAAGCCCGGCAAGCUUUUUUUUAACAGGUUGUUUUUAACAUUUCUCCCCCUGCUUCUGCUUGCUACCCUAAUUGGACAAGUUCAUAUUACAAUACUAGGCUAUAGCGAGAGCACAGAACUACCCCUGCCCACCUGGGGCACAAGGAGGAUGCUAUUGCUUCCAACUGCAGUAGCAAACAGCACACCUGCAAGCAGAAACAGGGCUGGGGGGUGGUAAAAAUUUGCUAGGGGUGAAUUUUUCAAUGGUUCUCACCUUUGCCGGGGUGGCCCAAGCUAGCCCAGUCUCGUCAGAUCUUGGCAGUUAACCAGGGUUAACCCUGGUCAGUACGUAGACGGGAGGCCAUCAAAGUCCAGUGUUUUUACAUGGAGACGGGCAAUGGCUUCACACCUCUGAAUAUCUCUUGGCUUUGAAAAUCCAGCGAGGUCAACAUGAACCGGCAGAGUCUUGAUGCCACGCCCUGCCACCUCCGGCCUUUUCUCCCCAGUGGAGACCCAACACAGCUCCUCUCAUCCUCCAGUUUAUCCUCACACCAACCUUGUACAGCGGAUGAGGCUAGAUUUUGUGACAGGUCCAGAUGAAUUCCACCAGCUUCCAUGGCAGAGUGGGGAUUACAAUGUGGGUCUCCUAAAUCUAACUGCUACGCCAUACUGCCCAAACUGUACCCUACAUUGAAGAGAGUCAUGGAGAGGUCCCAACACUUUCCUUAAUAUUAAAAUCCAGCUACAGGUAAGAAAGGGGGAAGAUUUGGUGGCAGGUGUUUAAUCCUGUUCCCCCAACCCUGCCACAAAGAACAGGAAGACCAGACACAAGGCGCAGUAAAGAACUCUGCCUGCUUUGGAACCUCUUGGGGAGGCUGGGGGAGGGAGGGGGAGGGAGGGAGGGAAAACUGGUUUACUUGCAGAUUCCAAGACAUGAUUUAAUAGGCCUUGAAAACUCCUAAAACAAGGGACACCUGACAUUUUUAGGACUAAUACUGUAUAUUGUGUGUGGAAUCACAAUCCAUGUGCAUCAGUUUUCAGUUAUCCAUGUUAAGUUUAUGAAAUGUGUGCAUUAAUUUUAAAUGAGAACAAGGAGUGUUUAUUUGUAAAGUCAUCUUACAUUCUGGGAGACAUGGACAGUAUUUCUGUACAUAGUAGAAUAACUAAACACUUUUUUCUUGUAAAAAGGUUUAAAAAUAUGGUAAAAUUGAAUAGAAAUUGUGUUAAAGCUGAACUAUGUAACAUUUCUUUAAAGCUUUUGGCUUUAUCCAUUAAAACUUAGCAAUUCAAACAAGGCAAACUGCGCACUCAGACUUCAAACACUCAAAGAACCCUUGGAUCAGAUUUUGUUCAGGCAGAACUGUGUCAGUAGCCAACGAAGGAAGGAUUCUUCAGGCUCCCGUCUCAUUCAGUUUCAGUUCCACUAGUUUAUUCCUCAAUUACUAAACACCAAAUAAGUAGAGGUCCUACAUAAAAUUUU